CGGCUCUAGCCCAGCAAGCACACAUGACAGGAGUACUCCAGAAUUAUGAAAUUCUUCAUAUGGCUAUGGAUCUUCCUUCCCUUUUCAGGUAUUCGUACAUUUAUCCAAAUACACCUUUAUUUAUAUACUUAAAAAUCCAUUCACUUAAUUGGCUUUUAAUGGACCUUAUAUAUUGGUGACCAGAUCUUACCUUAAACCCAGGCAGGGUGCUCUCUAAUGUUUGAAUUAACUUACUGAAUGUUAAAUUACAGAUCUAAAUAGUCUAAUUAAAAAAAUUAGCUGAUUUUAGUCUAAAAUUUAAAAUACAUUUUAAGUUCAUUUGGAUUUUCUUAGAAUAUUAAUAAAUGAUUCUGAGAGUGGUUUGGACACAAACUGGGGACUUUGUCUGCUAAACCAGGACUCUUGGGAAGUAUGAUUGCUGUAUUGUUUGAACUUUUCGUUUUUGUUUAUUGUACAUUGUUGAUAUACUGUGCAUGAAGAAACCUUUUCAGUGACAGCCACACACACACACCCUUCCCUUCUGGGACAAAUCAGUGCAUCUCACAAUGGAAAUGCACAACUCCUUUUCGCCUCCAACAAGCAAAUCAAAUUCCUCUUAAUCAGUGCCAAAACUAAUCUCUUUGUCCGGGAAUUACAUGUUGGAUUUAUUCGUUCGGGCGAAGAUUAACAGGAAUUUGAUUCAUUUGUCACAAGUGAAAAGGGUUUGUGUACAAGUCUAAAGGAUAUUUCUAUCUUCUCCUUAGUACAAUGCAUGGAUCAAAUUCUCUUUAUUCUGCUCUGAAGUUAUUUGAGAAAGACACCAAGGCGCAUAUAUGAUAUUCUAUGAACUGAAGAUGGGAAUAUACACUGAACAAAAUUAUAAAAGCAACUUUUUUGUUUUUGCCCCUAUUUUUCAUGAGCAGAACUCAAAGAUAUAAGACUUUUUCUAUGUACACAAACGCCCUACUUCUCUCAAAUAUUGUUCACAAAUCUGUCUAAAUCUGUGUUAGAGAGCACUUCUCCUUUGCCGAGAUAAUCCAUCCACCUCACAGGUGUGGCAUAUCAAGAUGCGGAUUAGACAGCAUGAAUAUUGCACAGAUGUGCCUUAGGCUGGUCACAAUAAAAGGCCACUCUAAAAUGUGCAGUUUUACUGUAAUGGAGGGGUCCGAAAACCAGUCAGCAUCUGGUGUCCCUCACGCAGUGCAACACAUCUCCUUCGCAUAGAGUUGAUCAGGUUGUUGAUUGUAGCCUGUGGAAUGUUGGUCCACUUCUCUUCAAUGGCUGCUGAAGUUGCUGGAUAUCCCAAACAUGCUCAAUGGGUGACAUGUCCGUGAGUAUGCUGGCCAUGCAAGAACUGGGAUGUUUUCAGCUUCCAGGAAUUGUGUACAAAUCCUUGCAACGUGGGGCAUGCAUUAUCAUGCUGCAACAUGAGCUGAUGGUCAUGGACGAUUGGCACAACAAUGGGCCUUAGGAUCUCGUCACGGUAUCUCAUGCAGAUGAGCUUUCCUGAGACACUUUCUGACAGCUUGUGCAGAAAUUCUUUGGUUAUUCAAACCGAUUGUUGCAGCAGCUGUCCAUGUGGCUGGUCUUAGACAAUCUUAGAGGUGAAAAUGUGGAUGUAGAGGUCCUGGGCUGGUGUGGUUACACGAGGUCUGCGGUUGUGAGGCCGGUUGGAUGUACUGCCAAAUAUUCUGAAACACCUUUGGAGGUGGCUUAUGGUAGAGAAAUUAACAUUCAAUUCACGGGCAACAGCUCUGGUGGACAUUCCUGCAGUCAGCAUGCCAAUUGCACCCUCCCUCAAAACUUGCAACAUCUGUGGCAUUUUGCUCUGUGAUAAAACUGCCCAUUUUAGAGUGGCCUUUUAUUGUGCCACCUGUGCAAUAAUCAUGCUGUCUAAUCAGCAUCUUGAUAUGCUACACCUGUGAGGUGGAUGGAUUAUCCCGGCAAAGGAGAAGCGCUCACUAACAGAUUUAGACAGAUUUGUGAACAAUAUUUGAGAGAAGUAGGACUUUUGUGUACAUAGAAAAAGUCUUAGAUCUUUGAGUUCAGCUCAUGAAAAAUGGGGGCAAAAACAAAAGUGUUGCGUUUCUAAUUUUGUUCAGUGUAUGUGUCGCAAUUUUAUUUUGUAUCUGUUUUUUUCCUUAUAUACUCAUGUUCAGAUUUAAUGGAGGUUAAAACAAACACACCGGAAACUACGAGCAUGUUGGGAAAAGACGUUUUACUUGACUGUCAUUUUAUAAACGCUGGAUCCGUCAAACUGGAAGACAUAGCCGUGAAAUGGACAGUAGACAGAAGAAGUCAGGUUAAAACUAUUUACUUGUUUGACGGAAAAACAGAACAAUAUCACAAGGACAGAAUCACUUUGGAUUUGAUGCUGAUUAAGGAAGGCAAUGCAUCAAUACACCUGCAGGACGUCACCCUGGAGGAUGAGGGAGACUAUAAGUGCACCAUCUUAAUCACCCCUGACGUUGGUAGCUCCACUGUCCUACUGAAAGUGGCAGGUAAAUUAUCAUCAGUCUUAAAGGAAUACUCUCAGCACCAUAACAACUUUAGCUUAAUGAAGCCUUUUUAUAGAUUAUGCCCCUGGAGUCUCACUGCUCAAUUUUCUGGCAUUUAGGAGUUAAAUCACUUUUGUUAAUGUGCAUGCAGCCCCAGUCACACCUCCCCUGGCUGUGACACGCAAUUUGCCCCUUUUGCCCCAAUACAAAGACUGACAUUAAGUCUUUGUAUUGUAUCCAGUACCACGUUAGUCGCGGUGGCUGUCUAAAUAAAGUCUACUUUCCCUCACAGCUCAACCUUCCGUGGCAUUGGCGCCAGUGAAUCCGCACCUUUCUCAUGGGGAGACUAAAACAUUUUUUUGCGAAGCCAGUCAGUUUUACCCACAAGACAUUGAGAUAAUCUGGCUUUUAAAAUCACAUGGCGAAGAGGUGCCACUGACCACGAAAAUCUGCACCGGGCUCCCCUCGCUCAUUGAUAAUGGUACGUUCAAUGUCAGCAGUCAGAUAUCGAUGAUCUUCACUGAGGAAGACGCUGGGAGUGUCUACAUCUGUGAGGUCAAUCAUGAGUCUCUUCCGAGGCCACUCAGGAGAAAUACCACCAUACUCUUUGCAAGUAAGUACCUGUAGCACCCAUUGUAUAUAUUGUACCACUGUAACGUAUAGCCCCCCUGGUUCAGGACCCAUAAUUUAGUCCUCACGAGUCUGCUUGGGUACAUCAUAUUUAUCAUCAAAAAUGCAAAUGCCUAUAACAGGGGUGCCCAAAAGGUAGAUCCCCAGAUGUUUUAAAACUACAAUUUCCAUGAUGCUUUUUUCUCCUAAAGGCAUGCAAAGCAUCAUGGGACUUGUAGUUCACCGACAUAUGGGGAUCUACCUUUUGGGCACCCCUGGUCUACAAUAAGGUAUUGGCACAGUCUCCCCAAUCUCUGACACUUCGAAUAUGAAACCAUUGCCCUACAUAGACCCAAACUAAAGAAAAUAGAUUUUGUAAUAUUAUGUGUUACCAGCAGGUGGAGACAAAGAUUUUAUUUAAUGUUAGUAGUAAAAAGGCAUAAAAGUAAGUGAAGAAAAUCCCUCACUCACAAAAACCAUGUAACCGCAACUCCAAAAUUAAAGGAACACUAUAGUCACCUAAACAAUUUUAGCUUAAUGAAGCAGUUUUAUUGUAUAGAUCAUGCCUCUCAGGUUUCACUGCUCAAUUCUCUGCCAUUUAGGAGUUAAAUCACUUUGUUUCUGUUUAUGCAGCCCUUGUCACACUUCCCCUGUCUCUGACUGACACAUCCUGCAUAAAAAAAACUGGUUUCACUUUCAAUCAGAUGUAAUUUACAUUAAACAAUUUUAUCUCUAGCUCUGUAAAUUGAACUUUAAUCACAUACAGGAGGCUCUUGCAGGGUCUAGCAAGCUAUCCAUAAAGACACACAAGAGCAAUGAGAGCAUGUCAGAGUAGGAGGAGGGACUGAUGGAUAACAUGCCCGUCGUGUGUAAAUAAUCCGGUAAAAGUGGUGGGUGGAAGAACCAAUCAAUGACAGGAGAGAGAGGGUUGGGUGAUGGAAGCAAGGAAACUGAUGAGGGAAAUUUCAUAGAGAUUUUCAAAUUUAAAAACACUAUAGUGUUAGGAAUAUAAAGCUGUAACUCUAACACUAUAGUCUAUUAUGGCCCUGCACGUCCCACCCCCUCAUGGCAAUUAAAGGGUUAAAAACCUUUAAACACCAUAUUCCAGUGACGAGGGACCUCAGUGCAGGCUCCAUCGCUGCCUCCUCUGACAUCAUCGCGAGGUUGAACCCAAUACACAUGCGCGGCAAGCAACGCACACACAUUCGGCCUUCCCAAAUCACUGAAUAAAUGCUUUCCUAUGGGAAGGCUUAAUAUUUUAUCAUAUGUUACCAGGAUUUAUCAGGGUUAUUCACUAAAGUGAGAAUUCAAGGUAAAUUUCUAAUUUAAGGUCAAAAUAGCUGAAGUCAACUGUGCUUUAAUUUCAGCCACUCUGGUCUUCAAUUUGAAAUUCACUUUGUGUGGGGGUCUACUUGCAGGGGACGCGAUUGUCUGCCAAGAACUCCCUUUCCCCCUUAGCGAUUAUAGCCCAAGUGAUUGUAGCCAGUAUAGCUGUCACACCCAAACACUAGCCGAGACUUGGUGAAGUGUGAAGAAGAACUGUUUUAUUGGAGUCAAUGGCACGCUUUUAUACAUGGGUCCCCAACUGGGGGUCACCAGGCAAACAAUGGACAUUGCACAAUACCUGCUGCCUAGGUGUCUGUACCUGACCAGAUGAUUUUAUUAGCAGCCAGACACCUCGGCACCUAAUAACAUUUCUACAUAAUAAAUAGGGUUUCCGUGCCCGCAUCUCCAAGCCAGGGCAAUCCCUGGAUAACGGUCUACGGAGCGCCCAUUGUGUCCAAAAUAGCGCUUGGAUUGGACGUGGCUAGCCCGAGUGGUCUGAAUGUCAAGUUUUGAUCGGGCCUCGAGCUCGGAGUUCCAGAGUGCUGAAUGGAAAGUCCUGUUCACUUUCAAUUUUGUAAUUUUCCGUGGGUACAUUGAGCACCCUCAACUCCUUGGUACUGUUCCAUGCCUCAUCACCUACUCUGUCACCCCUCCAAAUAGCUCCCUGUUUGUUGGUCCUGGGACGGAGAGUGAACUCUGCGAGUCUCCUCCAAGGUUCUGAUGUCUCUGGUACUCCAGCUGCGAGGCACGAUCUGGAGUGGGAAUAUUUAGGAGAUCAUAGUUCUUUUAGGAGGAGGUGAUAGUUAGGAGCCAUGUACAAGUCCUAAGUGACCAGGUGGUCUGUCACACUUUGAAAUACAGAAACUUUUCAAUACACCAAAUAAACGCUGUUUAGGGAAUGACUCAAUUUCUAAUCAUCUUGAGAACCACUUCAAAAUGUCAUACAGAAGGUAGGAUUGUUGCUACUACAAUGACUCUCUCUCCUAGAUUGGGGUUAUUUAAGGUAAUUCUUACAGUGUUUAGUAGGCCCGAAACGAUUAUCAUCACUCAUAUAUUGAUAGCAGCAACCUCGGUUAUAUCGACAUAUUGGAAAUAUCCGACUGUUCUAAGUAAAAAAAAAUUCUCUACUCAUAAAAAACAGGAGCUAGAAAUGGUCACAAGACAAUCGUCUGCAAUUUAUGCACAAUUAGGUCAAGUAUGGGAUUCUUGGGAAAAGAAAAUGAGAGAGGCAUAAUAAUUAAAUAUGGACCAUAUUAUAAGGUAAAUUAUUAUAAUAUAAAAAAAUAUUUAUGUUCAUGGUACAUGGUCAAAAUAUGAAAGUUGUAAUAAUGAUUUGUAACUUGUAAAUGUUGCCUAUUUUUAUAUAUAAGUUACUGCAAGUGAAUUUGGUAAAAAAAUAUAUAUAUUUUUUUCUUUAAAUGACAAAAUUGAUAGUCAAUGUCAUGUAUGUUUGAUUUAUUUUAUAUCACCCUGCUUUUCCCUUUUAUAUUUUACCUUUUUUUCUUAAUUCUGUUACCCCCUUAUUUUUUAAUUGGUACGUAUGAUUAUUAUAGAUGAUGUUUCUACCUAAAAUUGUGAAAAAAAAUCAGAUUAGUUACAAAUUAUAAUAAAAAGAAAUGACAAUCUCUUCCUUCUAACUUGUAUUGUUUGUAGUUCCAGAGAUGAUUCCGAGGGACACGGGAUUCAUUGUGGGAGUUGUUAGUGUCAUUUUAAUUACACUAGUCGUCUUCCUGGGGGUUGGCAUCAUGUACCAAAAGCAGUUCGCAAAAGGUAUUUUCCAAAAAUUCUAUUACAGCAUUAUUUUUAAUGUGAGUCCCACUCAUAUAUUACCUUUAAACGACACACUUAUAUUAUAUUACAGUAGAGGGAGGUACAGUUAGUGCAGUAGGUAUACAGUGUAUGUAUAUUGUAUUUAUAUAGCGCUAACAGGUGUACUCAGCACUUUACAGGUUACAUUACAGUAGAGGGAGGUACAGUAAGUGCAGUAGGUAUACAGUGUAUGUAUAUUUUAUUUAUAUAGCGCUAACAGGUGUACUAAGCACUUUACAGGUUACAUUACAGUAGAGGGAGGUACAGUAAGUGCAGUAGGUAUACAGUGGAUGUAUAUUAUAUUUAUAUAGCGCUAACAGGUGUACUCAGCACUUUACAGGUUACAUUACAGUAGAGGGAGGUACAGUAAGUGCAGUAGGUAUACAGUGGAUGUAUAUUAUAUUUAUAUAGUGCUAACAGGUGUACUCAGCACUUUACAGGUUACAUUACAGUAGAGGGAGGUACAGUAAGUGCAGUAGGUAUACAGUGGAUGUAUAUUAUAUUUAUAUAGCACUAACAGGUGUACUCAGCGCUUUACAGGUUACAUUACAGUAGAGGGAGGUACAGUAAGUGCAGUAGGUAUACAGUGAUGUAUAUUUUAUUUAUAUAGUGCUAACAGGUAUACUAAGCACUUUACAGGUUACAUUACAGUAGAGGGAGGUACAGUAAGUGCAGUAGGUAUACAGUGUAUGUAUAUUAUAUUUAUAUGGCGCUAACAGGUGUACUAAGCACUUUACAGGUUACAUUACAGUAGAGGGAGGUACAGUAAGUGCAGUAGGUAUACAGUGGAUGUAUAUUAUAUUUAUAUAGCACUAACAGGUGUACUCAGCACUUUACAGGUUACAUUACAGUAGAGGGAGGUACAGUAAGUGCAGUAGGUAUACAGUGGAUGUAUAUUAUAUUUAUAUAGCACUAACAGGUGUACUCAGCACUUUACAGGUUAGUUACAGUAGAGGGAGGUACAGUAAGUGCAGUAGGUAUACAGUGUAUGUAUAUAUUAUUUAUAUAGCACUAACAGGUAAUCCCUUCCACAAUAAAUGUUAAUAUAACUGCAUAGAAUUCAUAUAGCGCUAACAGGUGUACUCAGCAUUAAGCAUCAUGGAACAUUACAGUAGAGGGAGGUACAGUGAAAAGUGCAGUAUGGUUAUACAGUGUAUGCAUAUAUAUUAUUUAUAUAGCACUAACAGGUAAUCCCUUCCACAAUAAAUGUUAAUAUAACUGCAUAGAAUUCAUUUAUUUAUUUAUUAGAUCACACAAAUACAUAUGUGUUAAAUUUAGUGGGAAACGUAAACAUAAUAUUAAGCAUCAUGGAAUUUUUAAAUAAAUAAUGACUUUUUCCAGCCUGCUCCUCUCUUUUUUUAUUUUACAAAAAGGGCAUAUUUCAAUAGAAAUUGGCACUUUUAUAAAUGAAUCUUGUCACACUCCCCUGGCUAUCAAUCAGACAGCAGGUCCUGUUACUUCCUGCUUUGUUAAGCUCACUGGUACAACUCAGAGGCAGCUAUUGCCCGGAGCACCUUAAAAGACUUAUCAUUGAGCUGCAUUUGGAAAGUUUGUGAUUGGACAGCCACAGAAAGUCUGGGCGGGAUCAGAAGGGGAGGACUUGCAAGGACUGCAGACAAGAGAUCUGCAGCAAUUGCAAGUUAAUUGUAUAUGUAUCCAAGUGUAAAAAUGCAUUUUAAAUGUUUGCAUGUUUCCAUUGGGUCUAAAUUAAUUAAAAGUGUUUUUUUUAAUUAUUAAAAAAGAAUUGAAUUGGGCAGUGGAGUGUCCCUUUAAGGAUUUUGUAUUUUUAAAAUGUAUUUAUUUAUUUUCAUUUCAGCUCCACCACUAUCAGAUGUUAUCCUGCCAGAUUUUGUUCCUGCAAAUGAGGCCAUGAAUGUGAUAUGCAACAUAAAUGGAUUCCGACCCCCUCAUCAGCAUUCGGUGGUACCUUCUAAACCGAAAUCAUGA
Molecule: messenger RNA, 8168 nt
Organism: Pelobates cultripes (western spadefoot toad)
Lineage: Eukaryota; Metazoa; Chordata; Amphibia; Anura; Pelobatidae
Source: the annotation of a GenBank genome assembly